UAAGAACCCACCCUCCCAUCAAUCCCAGCCUCUGUACUCAAGCGAGCUCAGUCACGGAGGCGACUUCUUCCUGUCGAACAAGCACUGUGACUGGCUCCGGUGACAUGUCCGAUGGAACUGCGUCGGAAAAAACGCGUUCUGUCACAAGCUGUGGACCAAACAGCGUGCAAGGGAAAGAAAGUUGCAGACCAAUCUCUUUCAAAUCAACCUGUGAACAGAUCCCGUGGGCCGGCACCUGGACGGGCAGUAGAAGGCCCAGGUUUCAAGAUACUCUGUAAAUUCGGACCAUCGGCGUGUGAGCACGAUCUCUGCAGAGAGCGCCUUGUUCUAGGCCCACUGUCUGUCCACCAUUGUGAUUACUACCUGGCCGCAGCGCGCAGUUUGAUAUCACUGCGGUCAGUUUCGUAAGUUGACAGAAUGAAGAAUCGUCUUUCUCUCAUAAAAGACGAGCCCUAGAAUCAAGCACCGCAUUCUCUUCAUCUUCAUGCCUCGUUUUGCUCUUCUCUUGACCUUCGCCGCCUGUUUCGUGGCCGCUUUUGCCACGGAACUCCAAGUCGUCCAGCGGGACAGCAGUGCUGAUACACCCAUUGGCGGAUAUGUCCCGAAGAAAUCUCUCUCGAUCAUUGGCGCCAUCGCAUACGGGACAUCCGCGAUGGUGCUCUGGACUCAAUUCUUCUCGAACAAACCGAAACACCCCUUCAUGCUCAGUCUCAAUUUCGGAAUGUCCGCAAUGGCAGCCGGCUUCGUCCUCCGGUACAUGUACGCAACGCCGCCGUUCACUCUCGGGAAAUACAUCGCGUGGGACAUGCUCAUUUUGCUCUCGCCAUGCCUCUUUUUGGCCACGGACUACAUGCUGCUCUCUCGUCUUGUCAACACCUUCGACCCGCAGAUCGUCGACCGUUGCCUCUUCAUCAAACCGACCCGUGUCGUCAAGAUCUUCGUAUGGAGCGACGUUCUGACCUUCUUCCUGCAAAGCUCGGGCGGAGGUCUGACGGCCUCGCACAGCGCCAGCAUGGCCAAUCUUGGCUCUAAGAUCGGGCUGAUUGGGCUCAUUCUCCAAGCUGCUUCGUUCCUGUUGUUCACCUUCCUUGUGCUCACGUUUGCCUCUCGCGUCGCAACACACUACCCUCACAUCUGGAACCCGAAGACCUACGCGCCGGUGACGAUCCUGUCGACCGAGCCGCUCGAUGACUGGCGCAUCCUUGUCUUCAUCAUGAGCGUUACCUGCGUGGGCAUCCUCACGCGGUCCGUGUUCCGCGUGGCCGAAUACGCCGGGGGCUAUGACGGACGCAUCGCGACGCACGAGGCGUACUUCUACCUCCUCGACGCGCUGCCGCUGUUGCUCACCAUGUCGCUGUACGCUCUCGUCUGGCCCACCCGCUUCUUCCAUCCUCCGACGGAGAAACUGGGGCGUCUGCGGGGAUCGAGCCAGGAUUUGCUCAAGAUGCAAGGAUUCCGGGCGAUGUCUGUGUGAGGGUGCUCGCUUCGAGGAGUGGACUGGACGUUUCCAUGCUUCUAAAUGCACAGUAUUCUCCAUGUCCACUUGAAUUGACGUUGAUCGUUAGUCGCGAAAUGAUUUCAUGGACCAAUUGUUACUUUCGUU
Messenger RNA from Mycena citricolor, 1603 nucleotides. The record is from the annotation of a GenBank genome assembly. NCBI's taxonomy places the organism in Eukaryota, Fungi, Basidiomycota, Agaricomycetes, Agaricales, Mycenaceae.